Messenger RNA from Durio zibethinus, 438 nucleotides. NCBI's taxonomy places the organism in Eukaryota, Viridiplantae, Streptophyta, Magnoliopsida, Malvales, Malvaceae. The record is from RefSeq and is a predicted model, not a curated record.
AUGGGAGAAAUCAGUGGUGCAUUGGAUGUAUGGUCACUCGGUUGCAUUAUUGUUGAGAUGAUUAGUGGGAAAAUGCCAUGGAACUAUAGCAACCUGAAAGAUUUGAGAAACAAGCUUUUGAAUGGAGAAUCACCCAAAAUCCCAGAAAACAUGUCAAGUAUUGGGAAGGAUUUCUUAGCAAAGUGUUUUGCUAGGGAUCCCAAGCAACGAUGGAUGGCUAAUAUGCUGUUAAGCCACUCUUUUCUUAUGCCAGAGUUCAGCUUUUUUUCGUAUGGAAGCAAUCUCCCACAACUCUUCUCAGCCCUUUCUUCAACAAUUUUUGACGAGGACAAAUCGUUAAUCCAAUCCACAAAGAGUUUCCAAAAGGAUGACAAAUUCGGACCAGAAGGAGAUUUGGUUGAAAACUUAAGGUUGCAAGUAAUGAAGAUGGGCGUCUAG